GCUACCGUCCCACGCCUCGUGUCCCCCCAAGAGUCCCCCAGGCCAUGGACGCGGUGCCUGUGUACCAUGGCAAAAUCAGCCGGGAGACGGGGGAGAAGCUCCUGCUUGCCACGGGUCUGGACGGCAGCUAUCUGCUGAGGGACAGCGAGAGCGUCCCAGGCGUGUACUGCCUCUGUGUGCUGUAUCAAGGUUACAUUUAUACAUACCGAGUGUCCCAGACAGAAACAGGUUCUUGGAGUGCUGAGACAGCACCUGGGGUACAUAAAAGAUUUUUCCGGAAAAUAAAAAAUCUCAUUUCAGCAUUUCAGAAGCCAGAUCAAGGUAUUGUAAUACCUUUGCAGUAUCCAGUUGAGAAGAAGCCCUCAGCCAGAAGUACACAAGGUGCUACAGGGAGAAGAGAAGAUCCUGAUGUCUUCCUGAAAGCACCAUGAAGAAAAAUAAAACACACCUGUACUUUAUUUUCAAUAAUUUAAAUAUAUGCUAAGUCAUAUAUAAUAGAUAAUACAGUUCAGUGA
Molecule: messenger RNA, 515 nt
Organism: Hippopotamus amphibius kiboko
Lineage: Eukaryota; Metazoa; Chordata; Mammalia; Artiodactyla; Hippopotamidae
Gene: SH2D1A
Product: SH2 domain containing 1A
Exons: 4
Coding region: 45-431 (128 amino acids)
Biological process (GO): cell-cell signaling; cellular defense response
Cellular component (GO): cytoplasm
Source: RefSeq, a predicted model, not a curated record